UUCGAAAUUCUAUUACAACAAAAUUACAAAUUCUAGACUCUUCUUUGCUACUUGUUACAUAGACGGACUCUGCUGUCCCUCUCCUUCAGUCCCUGUUCUGUACAUCGGUUCCCUUUUUUGCGUAAAAUCUCAAGAACCAGAGCCAAUGAAAACUUUACCAGCUUCUAUUCCUCAUCCCACGCAUCAAUGGCUACCUCGUACCAGAAAUAUGAGAUCAGAAGGAGAAACCCAGACCCCAAAAUUUCAGCCCUCCUUGUCAUCGACGUCCAGAACUACUUCUCCGCCAUGGCCCAACCUAUACUCCCUAACCUCCUUUCAACCAUCCACCUCUGCCGCCGCGCCUCGAUCCCCGUCUUCUUCACGCGCCACUCCCACAAGUCCUCCGAAGACCACGGCAUGCUCGAGGAGUGGUGGAACGGAGACCUCAUCAUUGACGGGACGUUGGAGGCGGAGCUCAUGGUGGAGCUGGACCGGAGGCCCGGCGACGUGGUGGUCGAGAAGAACACCUACAGCGCUUUCCGGGACACGAACCUGGAUGGGCUGCUGCGGGAGAGGGGCGUGGGGGAGGUGAUCGUGACGGGGGUGAUGACCAACCUGUGCUGCGAGACGACGGCGCGUGACGCGUUCAUUAGAGGGUUCAGGGUUUUCUUCUCGACGGACGCGACAGCCACGUCCGACAAGGAGCUGCACCAGGCCACGUUGAAGAACAUGGCCUAUGGCUUCGCUUACUUGGUCGACUGCGAACGGCUUCGGGAGGGAUUUCUUGGGAAAUAAUGAAAUAAAUUAAAACUCCAUCUCUCUUUUCUUUUCUCUAUUUGUUUAUCUGUUGCUUUCCUUUCU
Juglans microcarpa x Juglans regia is the source of this 840-nucleotide messenger RNA. RefSeq names its product nicotinamidase 2-like. The transcript has a single exon. The record is from RefSeq and is a predicted model, not a curated record. NCBI's taxonomy places the organism in Eukaryota, Viridiplantae, Streptophyta, Magnoliopsida, Fagales, Juglandaceae. Bases 187 to 774 code for a protein of 195 amino acids.